UUGGUGUAAUUUCACAAGGUAAAAUGUUUUAAAACAUUUGACAUUCAUUUUUGCUAUUCUUGUGUCUUGUGAACUCUAUUAGCGUUUUGUUUGGUUCGGUUAGAUAUGGUCAUCAGUCAUCAUCAUUACGUGUUAAUAGAGUGUUGGAAGUUUCACCACCCAUCUUAAAAUAGUCAACCUCGUUGAAAAUAGCUCUUUUUGCAUCAUUGACGAUUAGAUCCAGAAGAACAAGAAACCACCUUUUGAUGUCAAAAAAUAGCUUAAAUAAUAAAUUUAUUUGCUUCUCAAAAGAAAAGAACCUAAGAAAACACGUCCAAGGGCACAAGAAAAGAAAAAAAGUUCUUAACGUGUUGGUAAUGGCGUCUUCUUCUUCCUCCUCCUUAUUCGUCAUUACCUUCCUCCUCUUCUCGCCUCUCUGUUUUUCUCGUGAGUCACCUUCUCAAAUCCCAGACGGAACCUUAAACCUCUCUUUACUCUGGUACGGACAAUUCACCCCCGUCCAAAAAGAGAGGGUUCGUGAUUUUAUAGAAUCGCUUAACUUUGACGCCAAGGAAGGUCUUGAUCCCAAGGUAUCAGCGUGGUGGAAAGUGGUGGAGGGUUAUCAAGAGAGGUACGAGGUCAAGGAGAUUUACCGACAGAAGAGUAGCAGCAGAACCGUAGCUCCGAAGAUUAAGGUGAAGGUUGUCAGGAGUUAUGUAGAUGAGAAGAUGAUGUUUGGAAAGGAUUUGACAAUAGAUAAUGGUGAGAAAUUGGUUGAGACAGCCGUCGGAAACAUGUCGAAAGUGGUGCCCGUGGUAUUACUUUCGUCACAAGUUAGGGCUCAUCACGUAGGGUUUUGUAACGGAACUUGCCAAGAAUACGGCCUUACCAUCAAGAGUAAUAUCAAAGGUCAAGAAAAGAAACAACCGUACGUAAUGGUGAGCGACCCGGAGGUGCAAUGUCCUGGAGAGUGCGCUUGGCCUUUCCACAUUGCCAACAAAGGCCCACAUGGCAUGACCUAUCAGCCACCAAGUGGUGAAAUAGGAGCCGACGCAUUGAUUAUUCAGCUAGCCACCGGUUUAGCCGACGUCGCCACUAAUCCAGCUAUAACCGAAUCAUUGUUCAAAUCCGAGCCACCCUACAGCACCGACGGGAACCACACCUCUUCUAUAUAUAUCGUGGACCCUGCAACCAAGUGCUUUAGGGUUUUCGGGUCCGGAGCUUUUCCAGGUUUUACAGGAAGAAUCCGGGUUGACCCGCUUACUGGUGGAGCCUUCAAUUCACACGGGAUCAACCACUUGAAGUUCUUGAUUCCUUCUAUUUGGGACCCUAAAACAAAAUCUUGCUAUACUCCGAUGUAACCGUUGUUAUUAUUAUCAAAUGCUAAUCAGUGUUCAUUAUCCUUUUAGCAACCUUGAUUUUUAUAAAGGAUACAUAUCUGUUACUGGAAAUAUUCAAUAGUAUAUAUAUAUAUAUAUAUACAAUGGGAGAUCCUCGUGUAAAUUAAAUUCUGCGAGAAAAAGAAAACUGCAAUCCUGGCUCUAAUAUUUGUAGCUAUUCAUGAUCAGUAUGAUAUUGCCAAUAAUGACUAAAUUAAUGGGUCAUUAUAUAUUAAAUCCUAUUAUUGACUAAUAAGUAGGAUCAUGCAAACAGAGGAACAAAUAAUUUUGUGGAUGUUAUAAAAUGACUAAUUAAUCGUUAAACUUUUCUGCUGACCUUGUAUAUGUAGAGUCUCAUUGUUCAACUUCUUCAUUGCUUGUUUUACAAAGAAGUAAACAUUGAUAUGGGAAAGGUAUGUGCCAUUUAGGUGAUUUUUCUUGCCUAACUCUAUUACGCAAGCUUAUAUUUUAUUUGUAUUUUUUUUUGUACCAAAAACAAGCAAAAUGGAGAAUCAGACAACAAGUCAGAGAAGAAGAAUCGAUGUAAAGAAAUAGCUUUGAAGGUUUACCUGCAUUGUGAAGGGCAGUAGCGGCCGUGACUUGCAAAGGACCAGAAGCUUAUUUCAAAAAAAUGGCCGAUAAUGAUCCGGACCUGGUUCAAACUCAUGAUCUUGGGGAACUGAACUCAUUAUAAAUACCACUAGACCAAAGGAACAUUUUAACAAAAUAUGGCCGAAAGUUUUUAAUAUUUUUGAAGGCUGGAAGCCUAUGCUUCUGCCGCUUCCUAUCAGGGUCGGACCUGGUGAAGGGUGCUCUUCACAAGUUUCCCGUUUUUUGGAGAGAUAUGAUGGUACUUUCAAACUAAAACUCAAACCAUCCAUAGAAUGUAUCAAGUUUCAAUGUAUUAUUAUAUUUCUAUCCUCUAUCAAAAUAAGCACCAAUCGUUGGGUGUCUAUCCUCUAUCUUGCAAUUCCUCCUCUAUGGAGUUUGAAUUUCUUUUAAUGUAAUAAGUAAAUGAGUUUGAUCACAAAAAGGUUCCUUGCGACUUUCAUAAUUAAUUAACCAAAAAUCGGCUACUAUCUUAUACAAUAAAGCUGAGUUUUCUCUCACCUCAGCCCUCCACAUCAGCACAUAGCAUGGGGCUUUUUUUGACACGUGGCGCAAUACCAAAGCUUUUGGGAUUUUUUCUGUUUUCGGUUCUCCAAUUAAAGCGUAUGAGAACUAGGCUUUUCGUACGAUAGAUAGGUUUGGCCCAAACCUUGAGCCCGUUAAGAGACUUAUUCGGUAUUAGGUAUUAGGGUUCGUCCGUUCGUCGUCGUCUUCUUCUUUGACCUGCCACCUCCACGAUGUAAUUCACAGACUUUAAGCGUCGAUCCUAACUCUGUAACUUGGUAGUUAUGCCCCACCCUCUUGACAAAGCCACAGCCGAUGGACACAACGUGGACCGUGGCUUGAAGGCCAUUGGGUUUACCGAUCAAAGAGAGACGCCAUCUUUUGAAGCAAAUCCACUUGACUUCCUCUCCACAAAGCUAUCGUAUGGAUGGAUGCUCGCACCAGUUCCAGCUGCAGGUACAUACAUACAUAAUCUCUCUCUCUCUCUCUCUUUCUUGCUUUGUUUUCUUAAAUCAUUUGUCAUAAAAAAAAUCCUCUGUUCUUAGGGACUUCAUUUUUGAUGAAUUUUUUUUUGGAUGAUAUUCACAGGAGACUAGAGAAGGAACUAUCAGGAGGAAGAUCCCAUUUUGUUGAGUCUUGUGCAUUGCCUAUAAGCACAUACUUCUCUGCCAUGAAGCUUCUCUGGCUAAUGGAGAACGUACAUGCUGUUAAAGACGCUAUCAAGAAAGGAUAUGCCAUCUUUGGCACAAUCGACACAUGGCUGAUCUGGAACAUGACCGGCGGUGUGAAUGGAGGUCUACACGUCACUGAGUCACCAACACUUCUCGUGCAAUGCUCAUGAACCUCAAAACCCUGAGCUGUGACGAAGACACUCUCAAGAUUCUAGGCAUUCCCGGUGAAAUCUUACCAAGAUUGUAAACAACUCGGAGGUCAUUGGAAAAAUCUGCAAAGACUGGCCCAUUCCUGGUAUCAAGAUCGCUGGAUGUCUUGGCGACCAGCACACUGCAAUGUUAGGACAAGCUUGCAAAAAAGGUGAGGCUAAGAGUACCUACGACACUGUCCCUUUCAUUCUUCUCAACACAGGAGAAGUUCCCAUCAAGUCAGGUCAUGGACUUCUAACCACACUGUCUUACUAGCUUGGGCCUCAAGCACAAACAAAUUAUGAUCUUGAGGGUUCCAUUGCUAUAGCUGGAGCUGCUGUUCAGUGGCUAAGAGACAGCCUUGGGAUUAUUAAGAGUGCCAGUGAAAUUGAAGAUUUGGCGGCUAUGGUAGAAACAACCGGAGGAGUGUACUUUGUGCCAGCAUUCAACGGUUUGUUUGCUUGGAGAGAAGACGCUCGUGGUGUCUGCAUUGGAAUCACGAGAUUCACAUACAAGUCUCACAUUGCAAGGGCUGUGCUGGAGAGCAUGUGUUUCCAAGUGAAAGAUGUGCUAGACUCCCUAAAUAACGAGAAAGCGGAGUUCUUGCUUAGAGUUGAUGGUGGCGCCACUGCCAACAACCUUCUUAUGCAGAUUCAGGUAAUGACUUAUCCUCUUCUUCUCACGUAUGAAUCUUGAUGAUGUGUUGUUUAUUUUGUAACAUUACUCUCAUUUGUCCUUUUGAAACAUGGGCAGGCUGAUUUGAUGGGAACUCCGGUGGUGAGGCCAGUGGUCAUAGAGACAACGGCACUAGGAGCAGCGUACGCAUUAUAUUUCUUUCUAAAGAUGCUAGAGAAGACAGACGUUCCAACGAAAGAAGAUAAUAUAGUUUACAAAGAGAUUUUGAAGAACCUUUGCGAAGCCUAGGCGAAAUUUAAUAUAGUGAAUUUUUACUCCUAAGUGUACGACUCAUGUUGCUUUCUAACUUACAUAAUAAAUUAUAAGGCUCCCCUGUUUCUAGCACUCUCGAUAUGUGUUUGCAGCUUAAACAAAUGGAUCGUGGAACUAAUCUCAAGCACACUUCCAUUAUCUGAGAGAUCUUAAUAAUGCGGAGCUGUCAUCAUCUCUACACAUACUAUGUAUGGUUAAAUGAGAUGGGAGUUUUAAAAUUUUAUAAAUACAGAAAAAUAUACUCUAUGAGAAAUCACGGCUGACUUACUCAACAACAAAAUUUCAAAAAUCAAACGCCCACCUUUGACUUACGAAAUCAGUUUUGUCCUCUCAGCAUCUCUAACCUCAAACUUCUCAUUAUCCCAUGCACGAUUGAAAGAGGAAACAUAUACGACAAAGAGGCUGUAAAAAAGGAGGGGAGCUCAUUGGGUUGACAUUCUUAAAUUGAUUAAUAGGCACACCUUCAAAUAUUUCUCCUUCUUUUGAUUAUGAGACUAAACUCUUUGAUUAAUAGGAGUUAGUGAUGCUGCUCCAAAUCAGCCUGGCCUCACCACGCAUUGCAUAGCUUCAGAGCUGGACUGGCAGUUGGAUUCUAGCAGCUGUACUUUUUGGCUUUUGCUAAUAAUUUUGGAAACAAAUUGUUUUCCAUAGUUCUAAAAUCUAUUCUUUCUCACAACUUCAUACUCACGUAUUAAAAUGGAUCGAAUGUAUCCUUCAUAUACGACUACCACUAACUUCUAUCAAAUGGAUCAAAUGUAUCAUCUUUAUACUAUUACUACUAACUUCUAUCAAAUGAAUCAAACAAACCUUUUUCAACUUAUUAAAUUAAUAAAUAUACGAACCCGGCGCGUAGCGCCGGAAUACUCCUAGUUAAGUAUAAUACAAACAACUAAUUUAUUAUCAGAGCAUAAUAUUAUCAGAUAAUAUGAUUGUAAGUUUUGUGAAUGUCUAAUUUAUUAUCAGAGCAUAUUAUUAUCGACAAUUUCUUCACUAGUACAACAUUAUGGACAAAAGUUCUUGAAAGAUGUAUAUCUAAGCAUAUUGAUUCUCUGUUUUUUCUCAAAAAUCUGGUCACUAAUCAACAUUGAAUGAUUCAAGUAAUCAAGAUUCAAGAGUAAGCAAUAAUUAAUUCGCUAGGCCUAUGGAUAAUAGUAGGCCCAAAUGCUACUCGAAUCGGCUCGACCCGGAAAAGACAAAACCGAUCCGGAAAAACCGCUAACUGUUGUUGACUUCUGGCUUCUUGUCUGAAUCACACAGAAACACAAACCGUUAUUCUUUUCAACUCCUCGCAACCUCCUCCAAUCAUCGAAAAUGGCAGACAAUGUUUCGCUAGAUCAGUUCUUGGCUGCCGCCGUUGAUGCCGCUCAGAAAGCUGGAGAAGUCACUCGUAAAGGAUUUUACGAGACCAAACAUGUUGAACACAAAGGCCAGGUGGAUCUGGUGACGGAGACUGAUAAAAAAUGUGAAGAGCUCGUGUUUAAUCAUCUCAAGCAGCUCUUUCCCAACCACAAGGUCUUUUUAUCUUUGGUAGUUUCUUCCUUGCAUUGCACUGCAUUGAUCAUUUAGCAUUUUAGUUCAUAGGAGAAGAAACAACAGCUGCGAAUGGUGUGAGUGAGUUAACAGAUGAACCAACUUGGAUUGUUGAUCCUGUUGAUGGAACUACAAAUUUCGUUCACGGGUUCCCUUUUGUGUGUGUUUCCAUUGGCCUUACUAUUGAGAAAGUCCCUGUGGUUGGUGUCGUUUUCAAUCCUAUCAUGGAUGAGCUAUUCACCGGUGUCCAAGGGAAAGGAGCCUUCUUAAAUGGAAAACCAAUCAAAGGCGGGCGUUAACGAGAUAAAGCUACAUUAGACGAUGCAACCAACAGGAUCAACAGUUUGUUAACCAAGGUUAGGAACGUCAGGAUCUGUGGCUCUUGCGCACUGGAUCUCUGCAGUGUGGCGUGUGGAAGGGCUGAUAUCUUCUAUGAAAUCGAAUUUGGCGGUCCAUGGGACGUUGCAGCAGGAGUUGUGAUCGUGAGAGAAGCUGGUGGACUUAUUUUUGAUCCAUCCGGUAAAGAUUUGGACAUCACAUCACAGAGAGUUGCGGCUUCAAACGCUUCUCUCAAGGAGUUGUUCGUGGAGGCGUUGCGGCUUACAAAUGUGUGAAGUCAUCUCUUCUUUUGUUAUGGUUAUAUUUCUCUUUAUUACGGCACACACUUAUUUUGAAAAGAUUAUACACAAAACAACUUGUAAUAAGUAGGCUAAUAUACAAAACAAUUAGCUCUCUU
This is a messenger RNA of Brassica rapa (field mustard), 6545 nucleotides long. Its product is annotated as protein EXORDIUM-like 6. Lineage: Eukaryota; Viridiplantae; Streptophyta; Magnoliopsida; Brassicales; Brassicaceae. The record is from RefSeq and is a predicted model, not a curated record.